This is a messenger RNA of Exophiala spinifera, 618 nucleotides long. RefSeq lists its product as uncharacterized. Gene Ontology annotation, molecular function: calcium ion binding. The record is from RefSeq and is a predicted model, not a curated record. The transcript is spliced from 3 exons. Gene Ontology annotation, cellular component: myosin II complex. The coding region runs from base 1 to 618 and encodes 205 amino acids. NCBI's taxonomy places the organism in Eukaryota, Fungi, Ascomycota, Eurotiomycetes, Chaetothyriales, Herpotrichiellaceae.
AUGCCACAGCGCAAAACGCCCGCCAAGGGCAAAGCCAGCGCCUCGAGAGGUUCGACUUCUGCGUCGGCACCAACCAAGUCUCGACGUUCCAAACUUGCAAAGGAGAACGAGAUCACUGCAGAAGAAGAAUUCGAGAUCAAAGAAGCGUGGAACCUAUUUCGCGUGGACGACGUGGAGGAAUAUGAGGACGAGAAAGAAGGAGUCAUCCCUACCAGCAAGGUGAAGGAUGCACUUCGGGCACAGGGUCUUGCCCCGAAGAGUCAGACAGAAAUGCAGGAAUUCAUCGAAACCCUGGAUCCAGACUCAUCAGGCUACGUGACAUACCCGCACUUUCUGGCACUGUGCGCUCUUCAACUCAAGUCAAAGACGGAUGAAGCAAAGGACGAAGAGGUUCAAACGGCGUUUGAUUUGUUCCAUCCCGGCCAAAACCCUACGAAUCACGAGCAGGUGAUUCGACUCCAAGAUCUACGGAUCGUGGCAAAGACGUUGAAAGAGGACGUCAGCGACGACAUUCUCAAGGCUAUGAUACUCGAGGCAAAUGGAGGGCAGGGGAUCGGAAAAGGCGUCAACAUAGAGGAUUUCCGCGCAGUCAUGACGAGGGCGGGUGUCUUUCAUUGA